This is a messenger RNA of Sciurus carolinensis (gray squirrel), 7924 nucleotides long. RefSeq names its product ribosomal modification protein rimK like family member B (gene Rimklb). Gene Ontology annotation, biological process: protein modification process. Gene Ontology annotation, molecular function: metal ion binding; ligase activity, forming carbon-nitrogen bonds; ATP binding. Lineage: Eukaryota; Metazoa; Chordata; Mammalia; Rodentia; Sciuridae. Gene Ontology annotation, cellular component: cytoplasm. The transcript is spliced from 6 exons. Bases 465 to 1625 code for a protein of 386 amino acids. The record is from RefSeq and is a predicted model, not a curated record.
UGUUCGCGGGCGGGGGGCGCGCGGCGCCUCGGUCUGGGGGAGCGCGGGGCGGCCUCCGCCGGCGUCGCGCGCGCUGUGUGUGUGAGCGGGGUCGCGCGCGCGCGAGCGACAAGCGAGUGAGGGAACGAGGAGCGGCCGGGUGUGAGCGUGUGGGAGUGUGUGUGUGGGAGUAGGGGGUGAGGGAGAGGCUGACCGACCGCGAGGCCGUGAGAAAGUGGGCGAGUGUGCGAGGACGCCCGGCCUGGCUGCGGGAGCCGCGGUCGGCGGAGGAGAAAGGAGGCGGCUCCCGGCAUCCCUCCCCCUCCCCCUCCUCUCCUCGCACGACUUCCAGCCCGACCCGCGGCCCGCGCUGCCUCAGAGGCCCCAGCCCGGCUCCGCCGGCCGUGAGCGAAGGAGGAUCCGCCCAAGCCAGAGUUUAUAGUCAAGAAGAAAUAAUCCGGAAGAGAAAGAGUAAGCAGAUCAAGAUGUGUAGCUCUGUGGCUGCGAAAUUGUGGUUUUUGACAGAUCGUCGCAUCAGGGAAGACUAUCCCCAGAAAGAGAUAUUACGUGCUUUGAAGUCAAAAUGUGGUGAAGAGGAAUUGGACUUCAGGGCUGUGGUGAUGGAUGAGGUGGUGCUGACAAUUGAGCAAGGAAACCUAGGUCUACGGAUCAAUGGAGAACUAAUCUCUGCCUACCCCCAGGUGGUGGUGGUGAGAGUUCCAACCCCUUGGGUGCAAAGUGAUAGCGACAUCACUGUUUUGCGCCAUCUAGAGAAGAUGGGAUGCCGAUUGAUGAACCGACCCCAAGCCAUCCUGAACUGUGUUAAUAAGUUCUGGACAUUUCAGGAAUUAGCUGGUCAUGGUGUUCCUCUGCCAGAUACUUUCUCUUAUGGUGGCCAUGAAAAUUUUGCUAAAAUGAUUGAUGAAGCAGAAGUACUGGAGUUCCCAAUGGUAGUGAAGAAUACACGGGGUCAUAGAGGUAAAGCUGUUUUCUUAGCUCGAGAUAAGCAUCAUUUGGCUGAUCUAAGCCAUCUUAUUCGUCAUGAAGCUCCAUACCUGUUCCAGAAGUAUGUUAAAGAGUCUCAUGGACGGGAUGUGCGAGUCAUUGUUGUAGGAGGUCGUGUUGUUGGCACCAUGUUACGUUGUUCAACAGAUGGGAGAAUGCAAAGCAACUGUUCACUAGGUGGUGUGGGGAUGAUGUGUUCGUUGAGUGAACAAGGAAAACAGCUAGCUAUCCAGGUGUCUAAUAUCCUGGGGAUGGAUGUGUGUGGCAUUGACCUGUUGAUGAAAGAUGACGGCUCCUUCUGUGUCUGCGAGGCCAAUGCAAAUGUAGGUUUCAUCGCCUUUGAUAAGGCUUGUAAUCUAGAUGUAGCUGGUAUCAUAGCGGACUAUGCCGCCUCCCUUCUGCCCUCUGGCCGGCUCACCCGGCGUAUGUCCCUGCUCUCUGUGGUGUCCACGGCCAGUGAGACUAGUGAGCCGGAGCUGGGUCCCCCUGCCAGCACUGCUGUCGACAACAUGAGCGCAAGUUCCAGCUCUGUCGACAGCGACCCUGAAAGCACGGAGCGAGAGCUACUCACCAAGCUCCCAGGGGGCCUAUUCAACAUGAACCAGCUGCUAGCCAAUGAAAUCAAACUCCUAGUGGAGUGACUCCACUGGUAAAUAAUUAACCAACAAAACCCUUGUAAAACCUUUUUCUUUUUUCCCUUUUCUUUUUUAAGCCAACUUGCAAUGCUGUUCAUGGAGGAUGCUCAGGAGAAUGAGAGGAAAAUCAGUAGGAUUAGUUGGAGAGAAAAAGAGGGAAAUAGAUGAGACCUCUGCUAGUAAGGUUUUACUGACUUUAAUUUACAGAUCCUAUAGAGAGGCAGAAGAGGUGGGAUAGAACUAUGUCAGGCUCUCUUAGUUACUUUUUAAAUUACAAAAGAAUUUGUAUGCUUUCAGACCAUGAGGAACAUGAACAUUUUGUUCAUGAUUCCUUUUGUUUUUAUACAAAAAAUUGAUUUGGUUCAAAUAUCUGACAGCAUAACCUUACAUAGUAUUGGAAAAUUUGUAAAAAGUGAGGAAAACAUCUGCCUAAAUUACAGUAAUUUUUUUUCUAUAAAUCUGAAAAUUCUACCAUUUUGCUGUUAGAUAGCAGCUUUAGUUCAUAGUUGUUUAUGAUCUCUUAAGGGGCUCUUCUAUUGUUUUUUUUUUUUUUUUUCAUUUUUGUGUUUUGUUUGUUUUUUCCCUUAAUUUGGGUGGGAGGGCAAAGUAAAUAUAACCCAGUAGACAUUUUUUAAUGACAAAAUUGGCAUGUUUGCAUGAUGAGAUAGAAAUGAACAGUAUUGCAAUGUCUGGUAUACAAAAUAACAUUUACUCAAUGUAGAUAAAGUUACACUAGUUUAAAAUAUGUGCAUUGACUUGUACUUGUUAGUGUUUUAGUCUUUUUUGAAAGAUAUAUGCUCUGUUAAUGUUACUUUUUUUUUUUUUUUAAUACAUUCUAGUCUAACAUUCCCUGCUCUAUGCCUGCAUCUUUUAAUAAUGGCCAAAGUGGAAAAAAAAAAUAUGCUACCUUUUUGUUAACAAGAUACUGACUUGAAACAUGUACAUUUAAAAGCUUUUUUUUUUCCCCGUUUUUCUUUUUGUGGUUGGACAUUUAAAGAAUAAGAACAAGGAAAAUAUUUUUGGGGGGCACAUCAGGGGCCUUUAAGUUCUUAAGUAUAAAGCUGAAGUGCUUUCUAAUGCCAGCAUUUAAUAUAUUCGCAUUUUUCACAUUUUACAAGGGAGUAUAUAUGUAUGUGCGUGCACGCAUGCAUGUGUUUGUGUUUUGCUUUUUAUUUACACCAACCAAACAAAAAGGAUAGAUUAUAGAGAAUGGAGCAUGAUGGGAAACACAGUUUUUUACUUUAAAGAACAGAUGCAUUGUUUUCAUGACUUAGACUCCAUUGGGGUAGAGGUAGUCACCUAAAGACAUAAGAAUAGGUGCUUCUUAGGCCUUCAUGUGUAUAUGUAUGUUGUUUGGUUUUUUUCCUUUGUUUCUAGACUGUUCAGUGUAUGAUUUUUCAAGGCUACAUGCUUUUUGUCAAUGCUCAUGGCUAUGCAUUUUCUCUUUUUACACAUAGGAUUUGGGGUUGGGUGGAUUGGAUGUUUUUGUUUGGGGAUUAAAUUAGCAGUAUUGAGUCUCAUAUAGCCCUACUCUUAAGCCUUCAAUACUGACCACUCUUUUUAUUCCUUUAUUUUCUGAAUUUACAAAAGCCCCAGAACUGCAUAUAAUAUGAGCCUUUAAAACAUGGGUAAAACUCUCUUAAUGGUGGGUUUGGAAGGUAUGUUAAGAAAUGGAGGUGCUACAGAGCUCAACAUAAUUUUUUUAAACAGCAAGUUCCAUCUCCCUACAAAUCCUCUGAAGCUUUUAUCCAAGCCCUUCCUUGCCUCUCCAGUGCUAUUUUCCUUCAGAUGGACCUUAACAUAAUUUCUUGGACACUACUAGAGAGACUUCGAGGCAAUAAUAAAAGAUCAGUAUUAACCAGCUCUAACAGAGGUUUGAUCAUGCUUACUUGUACAGUUUUUCCCCGUUUUAAAAAGGAAUGUAAUAAAACUUGUUUUUUCCAUAGAAUUAAAUACUGUUAAAAUUGAGUGAAAGGUUGAUUGUUGACAAAUAGAAUAGUACCUCUAAUCUGUGCACUGUCUCAUUUCACCUGAGGAAAAAGAUAAGAGGAGUUUCUAAUUAUCUUUAGUAUAUUCUAAUUGCAUCUAAAAACAUUUGACUUGCACAGGGUUAUUGGGGGACUCACAUAAGUACCUGUGACUCAUUAACAAAAAGAAAUACUUGGUACUUUUGCUGAAUGACCAUAUUUUGAAAGGUGCAUACUAUUUGGUAUAGAGAAAUAAAUGAACUGCUUAAUCAAACCAUCAUUCAUACGUUCAUGUAGAGACCAUCUGGUUGCCACAUAUAUUAUGAAACAUAUAUUUCAAACAGUUAUAUAUCAUAUGUAUAUAGGUUAAUGUAUUAAAAACACAAAUAGAACAACCUCUUUAUUUGAUGAAAAACUAAUUUUGUGUUGUGGGUAAGGGAUAAAAAAAAAUGGUAGUUAGCCAUUUUUUAACUUAACCAAAUUAAGCAACCAUUUUCAAGAAAUAUCUGAAAUUAUUUCACCUAUACUUUUACUCACUAUCCAUCUUCUGUGCAUUCAUGCUAUAUUAAAACAUGGCUUUACCAAUCUACUUCUGGAAUUCACACUCACACAUUAGAAUGAGAAGGACAGGAAUGGUCAUAUUAGACUUCAAAACCAUGGGUAUCUUGAAUUUCCUCAAAAAUUAAGGUAAAGAAUAAGAACAAAUCAUUCCGGAAGAACUCAAAGGGAAUAGUAUUAGAUAUUUAAGUGAUAGUUGAAUUUAUUUUCAUAAUUGUUUAAUAACUUUUGUAUGAUCUUCACUUUUAUGAGAUAAAAAUGUAUUUAUCAAAUAUGUGUAAUCAUUAUCAUGCCAAAUUCUGAAUUAUUGUUAAAUUUUUGUAUAUUGUUAAAAUUGUAAUUCUAAAUUGUAUUUUUAAAAUAAUUCUUUCUGAUAUUGUUUUUAUGUCACCCAUGAUGAAAACUGGACUUUUAAUAUAUUAUCUAUACAUAUGAACUAUUCCAUUUAAAAAUUUUUAAUAGUCUUUUUUCUUUUUUGGUGCCUAUAAUUGGUCAUUUCUGCUGGCUUUUCUCCAAUGAACUUUGAAAUCUUUCUGUAUAUGCUAUCAAUAAGAAAACUACCCUGGAACAUUAGAAAAAUCCAACAAAGAGACUUGCUUUCAUGGAGUACUUUAUCAGACUUUGAGAAAAGGUACCGAAGGCAUUGAAAAAAGUCACUGACUUUCAAAAUCAUCUCCUUUUUUCUCAAGAAGAAAGCAAUGGGAAAACAAAUUCUCUUCAUUCAGUGAACCCCCACUUUGGGGCUUUGGGGGGCUUAGAGACAUUGUGAAAUCAAACCUUGUGUUAUAUUUUUCUCCUGGCUCGCUUUUUUUGAGAAGGUUUAUGGGCUAUUUGGCUGGUGAGACACGAUCCCCUCCUAAGAAAAUGUAGGUGCUCAGACAGGUAACCUCUGCUGCUACUGUUUUUAUUUGUUUGUUCGUUUAAUUUUAUUUAAAAUUUGUUUUUGUUGUAUUAGGAUUUUUAAAAUAUGUAAUAUAUUGCAGGAUUUAUAACCAGGUUCACUGCUCUUUCUUUUUUUCUUUUCUUUUUUUUUUUUUUUUUUCCUUAAACAAAACAAAACAAAAUUUCAUUUAAAAUACAGUGUAGGCGCCUUUGAAGCUUGGAUUUUGGAAUGUUUCGGUAGUGGACAGAAAUCUGCUGUUGGAAUCUUCUAGUCUUCCAGGUUUAAUUUGAAAUGUUUUUAGUUUUGUUUUUGAUUUUUGUGUGGUAUUUUAUUUCCUUUAUACCAGUGCCCUUUUGCCAUGCUGUUUUGGUGGCUGCCUAACUCUAGUGAAAAUUUUUCUAUAUUAACGAAAGUUUGGCUUUUAAAAUUCCUUAAUGUUUUGCAUUUUUAAAAAUUGUUUUUAAAGAAAUAUUCUAAUUGCUUGCACUGUUACUGUUCUUUGCCAGCCUUUUCAGGAGCCAAAAAAACAAAUACAAACAAACAAAAAAAUACCCAGAGAAAAAACUUUCCUUCUUCCCCCUUCCUGAUGAUGAGUGAGAAGUAUUGAGAACUUUCGGGGUCAGUGCCCUUCUAAACUCCCCUUCCCCCAAUAAUGCAGCUGUAUAAUGAAUGCUAAAUGCAGCGGUUUGGAUUCAGGCACAGCCCCAGCCUGCUUGCAGGUAAUUUGACUCUCCUUUCUUUCCAUCACAAGGCUAACUUUACUUUUCUUCUUAAAAUUUUCCUUUCUUUAUGCACUUUAAAGGCAACUGUGGGUUUGUCAUAACUCUCAUUUUAAAAAAUAAUGCGUAAAUAUAUCUAACAAAUUUGAUUAAAGGAUAUCUUUUGUGGGUAACGUUUGAAUUGAUUAGAUGAACUCAGGACUCUCUUUGGAAAUUUUGUUUAGCCAUUUAGCUAAUCCAUUCCUUGCAUAUAUGUCUAUAAUUAAGUAUUUCAGAGUGUGACUUUUGGCUUUGUUUUUGUUUUGGGUUUGUUUGUUUCUUCCAUUGUGCUACUCUGGCUUAAGCUUUUUCAGGGGUUGGUGUUCCGAAUACACAGUGAGCUCACAGUAAAAGACAUCAAUUAGGAGUUGACAGGUAUGGAAAACUAGUGUUUUGAAAAGGUAAAAUUAGGUUGUAGGUUAUAUAUACGGUAAAAAUUCACCAUAGCAUUCAAUUACCUUAGUGCUUCUCUUUCAAUAAUGUAGUUAUAAAAGGAAGAAAUGAUGAAAAAUAAAUAUUUUAGUUAUUUUAAAAGCACUGUGAUAAUAGAACUAAUUAGCGUUACUGAGAAGCUAGUUCUUACAGAAAUAAAUGUGAACAGUGGGAUAUUAUCACGAAGUCAUGGUUUAAACAUUCAAAAAUUACAGGUUUGAAUAGUUAGAAAAACAUUACUGAAGUACAACAUGGUUAACAGAUUAAUGAAGAUCAUAAAGCUAGUGGCAAGAGUAGGAAUGCAACUUGUCCAUUUCUUCCUGUUAAUAAACUAUCCCCUCCUCUCUGUCCCCAUCCACCCACCUUUUCCUCCUUUCUCCUGUCCUUCCUUAAGUUUUAGUUUUAAUAUGAGAGCUUAAACUACCAUAUUUUUGCAUUUGGGGAGAUAAUUCUCAUUUCUAGUAGGUUAGAAUGUCAGCAAAAGUUAACCAGGACCUUUUAAACAUAUGCUUCUGCAUAAUUUGAUCCUGUUGCUUUAAAUUUCUUAUCCAAAAAGGACAAUAAGUUUAUAGAAAUCACUAAUGAAUAAGAAAUCCUGGCUCUAGAUCUUUUUCUAAACCUUAAGGAGGGCAUGUAAUAAAGUCACAUGUUCAUUUGCCUCAUUUAAAAAGAUAGUAGUAGUCACUCCCAUAAGCAUUUUAAAACAAAAAUAAUCUGUUGAGCUGAAAUUUAUUAAUAAAGGAUUCCCAACUUUAGUCUUGCAGGAAUUUAUAAUGUUUUCUGAAACAGGUUCAUUCAGGAGACCCUUGUUCUCUUGCUGCUAAGAAUGGCCACCAUUAAGAUGUAUGCAGUAUGUGAUUACAUAGGGUAUGGAGAGUUUAACAACCUCCAUUCUGCUGCCCCCGCUGAAAACCACUGAUUUGUAAAGAAUGAUCUUGCUUUUAGAUUUUACCAUAUUCAAACUUACUAGGUGGACCUUAUAUAGCAUAUAUACCUGGCUGCUAUUGUGGGAUUUGGGAACAUGAGGGGUGGGGUGAACUGUUGUUGUUUUAGGUUUCAGUCAGACAGACAUCCCUGUGCCCCAGUUCCCAGAAGCACAGCAGGCCUCUAGGAGCAUCCGUGGGAACGGCGCAGUCCUGACAUCACCAACUUCUCCUGCUCAGGCUCAUCCCAUAUACAGAGGUCAAAAGGGUGGGGAUUGAGAUGGGGGAAGGAAUGAGAAAGCAGAUACAAUGUCAUUGCAGUGCCACUGUUGACUAGCUUUUGGUGCUUAUGUCAGUGUUUGUUUUAUUUUGACUUUUUUUUUAAGUUGGCAAAAUUGUGCAUAUUUAUUUUAUGGUGAAAGUAGUGGGAGGGUGGAACAAAAACAAGCCAUUACUGUUGCCAUCCGUUCAUUACUGGAUAUCGUUCCUUAAUAAUUGAUAUAGAAUAAAUUUGAAAUGUAGACCCCAAUGACAAACAGAAUGGGAAUAGAAAUGAAUCUUAGGUUUUAACAAGCAGAAAACAUUUUUGCUGUGUUAAUUCCCAAUUCUCCUAUGACUGCUAUUACAUUUAUCAUUCUGUCUCCCUUUUCCCCCCUAAUUUCUAUGUAUGUAUACAAUUUGAGGAAAUGUGCUUUCAUGGUCAAUAUUUUUUAAAAGACUUAAAUUUAUUACUCUUUUGCAAAAAAAAAAAAAAACCCCAUAUAUAUAUAUAUAUAUAUAUAUA